AUGCGAGGCAGUAGCUCGCUGGACAGUUUACCCGGCAAAGGACAUCUCGACACGCUGGAAAUUGAGAAUUUCAAAUCGUACAAAGGAUUUCAUCUCAUCGGUCCAUUCAGUCGAUUCACUGCGAUUAUUGGACCGAAUGGAUCAGGAAAAUCCAAUUUGAUGGACGCAAUUUCGUUCGUUUUGGGAGAAAGACCGGGUAGUCUUCGUGUUAAGAAGUAUACUGACCUAAUCCACGGCGCUCCAAUCAACAAACCAGUGGCAAAGAAGUGUCGAGUGACAAUGAACUACAAAUAUGCGGAUGGAAGGAAGAAGGCGUUCACACGGGGAGUGAAUAACGGAGUGUCUGAACAUCUUCUAGACGGUCAAUUGGUCACUGGACAGGUCUACGCUCACGAAAUGGAAUCAAUCAAUAUUUUCAUUAAAGCCAGAAAUUUUUUGGUUUAUCAAGGAGCCAUUGAGAAUAUUGCGAUGAAAAAUCCAAAAGAAAGAACUCAACUGUUCGAAGAGCUCUCUCGUUCCCAUGAAUUUCAGACGGAAUACGAUAAAUUGAAGAUUGAAAUGACGAAAGCCGAGGAUGAUACUCAACACAAUAUGAAUAAACGACGAGGAAUUGCUCAGGAGAAACGAGAAGCGAAAAUGGAGAAAGACGAGGCGGAGAAAUAUCAACAGUUGAAGAAUGAUCUGGCUGCGAAGAGCACGAUGCUCUAUCUUCAUCAGUUAUUCCAUUGUGAACGAUUGAUUAAUGAAUCGAGAGAACAGAUUAGUGAACAGAAGAAGGCUAUUGCGAAUUUGGAGAGGACUAAGACGGAAGAAGAGUCGAAAAUUGCGAAUGUUCAUCAAGACCAUAAGAAAGUGCAACGUGAAGUGCAGAAACUGUCUCGAAAACUCGACCAAAACGAGUCGGAACUUUUGGAGAAGCAACAAGAGAUGCUCACUCUGAAAGUGUCUGUCGCUCACGAACAGAAGAAAUUGGAGACGGCGAAGAAAAUGUUGUCGGCGGCAGAAGCGAAAGCGGAGAACAAUACGAGUCAGUUGGCUGAAUUGAAGAAGAGAAAGAAAGAGUUGGUGAAGGAGAAGACGUCGUACGAAAAGGAGAUUCAAGAGAUGAUGCAACGCGGUGAGCUGAAUCUAUCCGAAGAGCAAGUCCGUGAAUACGAAGAGCUCAAAGAUCGUGCUCACCGAGAAUCGGCUCUCGUUCAAAGGGAGCUCCUCACGUCGAUUCAAGUGUUCGAAGGUGAUAAAAGUGCAUUGAGUCACGAGUUGAGACGACAGAAAGAGGCACAAGAUAGAGUAAAAGCGAAGGAAGCGGAUGUUCAACGAUUGGAACGACAGAUUUCGGCUCUCGGACAGAAAAUUAAGGAGACUGAGGAGGAGAAUAAGGCGUUGAAGGACAAUUUGAGAAAAAUCGAGAGUGAAGUGGUUAUCGACAAAUCCGCAGCCGCCGAAUACAACAAAGAGCUCGUCUCAGUGAUUCGUCAACUGUCAGAUGCCUCCGGAGACUCUGCAGAAGGCGAGAGGAAUCAGAAGAGAACGGAAGCACUCGAUGGACUCAAAAGGAAUUUCCCCGAUGGAGUAUUCGGACGACUCGUUGAUUUGUGUCAACCGUCGCAUAAACGAUUCAAUAUUGCGACGACGAAGAUUCUCGCGAAACAUAUGAACAGUAUUGUUUGUGAUAAUGAGGAGACUGCAGCGAGGGCUAUCGCUUUUUUGAAGGAAAACCGUUACGCGCCGGAAGUGUUCCUGCCGAAUGAAGCGCUCGUCGUCAAUCCGAUCAACGAGAAAUUGCGUGAAAUCAGGCGUCCGGCGGGUGUGAAACUCGUCUUCGACGUCAUCAACGUCCAUCAUCAGGCCGCCCGAAAAGCGCUUCAAUUCGUUUGUGGCAAUUCGUUGGUCUGUGAGAAUCAAGAGGACGCGAAACAGUUGGCUUACGGUGGAACUGAUCUACGAGAUCGAUACAAGGCCGUGUCGAUGGAUGGAACACUUUUCCAGCAGUCGGGAGUCAUGUCGGGAGGAUCCGCUGAUUUGAGAGCCAAAUCCAAGAAAUGGGAUGAGAAAGUCGUGAAACAACUCCGUGAGAAACGUGACGAUUUGAACGAGAAGAUCGCCGAUCUCCAAAAGAAUCGUCGUCGAGAAAUAGAAGUUGAGGGAGAACGGUCGAAGAUAGCGUCGAGUGAGCAGAGACUUCAAAUAUGGAAGAAAGAAUUGAAGAAUCUGAGAGAAAUGCAAUUGGAACGACUUCAGAACGAGUUGGAGGGUCUGACGGCCGAGUUGAACAUCCCCGAAUCGCCAACUGGGAAGAAAAAGUGCGCAAAAGCGAGGCGGGCCGUUCAGGAGCUCCAAACGAAGAGCAACGAAGUCGCUGAUCGAAUUUUCGCCGAUUUUUGUCAACGCGUCGGUAUCGAAUCGAUUCGAGAUUACGAGAAUCGAGAGAUGAGAAUCAAACAAGAAAUGGAGGAUAAACUUCGUUCGUUUGACGACGAUAUUCAGAAGUUGACGUACGAAAUCGACUUUGUCACCGAACAGGACGGACAACGAAAAGUUGAUGUGGAGAAGGAGAAGGUGUCACAAAUCGAGAAAUCAUACAAAGAGAUGAAAUCAAAGGAGAAGUCGGCGGCGUCCGAUUUGAAGAAACACACGGAAUCGAUGAAAGAGGCGAAAGAAGUGCUCGACGAGAAGAAGGAGGCGGCUAGUCGACUGGAAACCGAAUGGAAUGAAGUCAAGAAAUUGGCACAGACGGCGAUGAAAGAGUUUACAAAGGCCGAAAAGGAAUUGUUGCGAUUGGAGAGUCUUUUGACGAAGAAACAGUAUGAGAGACACUCUUUGCUGCAUUCUGUCAAAUUGGGACAGUUGGCGUUGCCGUUGAAAUCGGGUAGUAUGGCUGAUGUCGAGUAUGAGGAGGAUGAUGGAGACGACAGUUCAUCGCAGUCAUCUCAACAGUCUCAACACGAUGGACCGAGUGUAUCGGAUGAACAGAUUCAACGAGAGCAACACAUCAAAAUCAACUAUGACUCAUUGCCAAGCGAAUACAAAGAUAUUGACGAUGACGACGGUGUCCGUCAGGCGACGAAUAGACUCAACGUAGAAAUCGAAGAGUUACAAAAGAAUGUAUCGAAGAUGAAUGCACCGAAUCUGAAAGCGAAUCAACGAAUGGCUGAAGUGAGAGAACGAGAAGCCGAAUCGACGGAAGAAUUAGAGAAUGCGAGGAAAAAGGCGAAGAGAAUCAGACAGGCAUUCGAGAAGGUAAAAACCGAUCGUUACCGCCGAUUCCAAGACUUUUUCGAUCCGGUGGCCAACACAAUUGAUGAUAUCUACAAACAACUGUCUCGUAACACCUCCGCUCAGGCGUUCCUCGGUGCGGAUAACAUGGAAGAACCGUAUCUGGAUGGAAUUCAAUAUAACUGUGUAGCGCCCGGAAAACGAUUCCGUCCGAUGGAUAAUUUGUCGGGAGGAGAGAAAACGAUUGCCGCGUUGGCAUUGCUAUUCGCAGUACACGGAAGGAAUCCAGCGCCGUUCUUUGUUUUGGAUGAGAUUGAUGCUGCGUUGGAUAAUACGAAUAUUGGAAAGGUGGCCUCAUACAUCUGUGAUUCGGCACGCGAACACAUGCAAAUCAUUGUGAUCUCACUGAAAGAGGAAUUCUACAACAAAGCCGACUCACUCAUCGGUAUCUUCCCGUAUCCGGCGGCGUGUACCACUUCGGGAGUUCUCACUUUCGAUUUGACACGUUUCAAACAGUUGGGAAUCAACGAGAUGACUGAAAAUCCGCCGGCGUCUUCGUCUGCUGCCGCUGCGGCUACAGCUGCUGCGUCUCAUUAA
Messenger RNA from Caenorhabditis remanei, 3813 nucleotides. RefSeq lists its product as uncharacterized. Lineage: Eukaryota; Metazoa; Nematoda; Chromadorea; Rhabditida; Rhabditidae. Gene Ontology annotation, cellular component: nucleus; chromosome; cohesin complex. Bases 1 to 3813 code for a protein of 1270 amino acids. Gene Ontology annotation, molecular function: ATP binding; ATP hydrolysis activity; protein binding. The record is from RefSeq and is a predicted model, not a curated record. The transcript has 13 exons. Gene Ontology annotation, biological process: sister chromatid cohesion.